Molecule: messenger RNA, 6496 nt
Organism: Symbiodinium necroappetens
Lineage: Eukaryota; Dinophyceae; Suessiales; Symbiodiniaceae
Source: the annotation of a GenBank genome assembly
GCGGCGUCGCGUCGCCAUGAAGGUGCAUGGUGGGAAAUCGGCUGGGUUCGUCACGAUGAACGUGGACAAGAACGCUUGUGUGAAGCUCGCGAGCAUCAGCGAUUUCUUCAAGAAUUCGGAUUGCCAGAUAAUGUGCCUACAAGAGGUCGACAUCAAUGUGGCGAGCGGGUCCUCUUGGAUUGCGGCUUGGCGGUCUAAGGGGCUCCAUGCAUUUUUGGGUACAGUUGGGGACCAGGCAAUGUACAGGACGUCGCUUGUGUCUUCUUUUCCGGGUCGCCUCGUCCAACUUGACGUGACCGACCCCAGCAGGGUGACGGCGGUUGUCUUUGAGUUCGUCUCCGGUGGAGGGUACGAAAAGGUGAUCGUCGUGAGUUUGUACAACUACUUUUCGGAUAAGGAGGCGGCUGCUGUUUUCUUGGAGGAGACGGUGGCUGCCCUGGAGGCCAUCGGCAUGAAAUGGAUCAUCCUCGGCGACUUCAACCUCACGGCUGAUGAUCCGCCCCUGGCUCGGAGGCUAGCGGCCGGGCUUUGCAGGCUCCUGGACGAGCCGUUCUUGGCGCAGGGCCCUCUCCCUGGGACGGCCGGCGGUGUUCGUCGAAUUGACUUUGGCGUCAGUUCUCGUGGGGUGCUGGCGGAGAGCGUGUGGCAUGAGCAGGGCAUCGCCAACCACACGGCGGUGGCCUACUCCUUCGGCUUUGUGACCCCUGGCAGCUUCUCCUCACCGAUGCGGGCACCUUUGUCGAUGGGUGACUACUGCCACAUGGAUGGGUGCCUGGGGCGCGGAGGCCUUUCAGGGUCUUCUCUUGGGCAACGACCUGGACGGUGCGUGGAGGCUCCUUUCGGACACUGCCGAGCGGGUCUUGAGUCCUGGGAAUGGUCGUGGCCGUGGUCUGCGGCGCUCGGCUCCUUGGAGCUCUUCGAAGCAAGGCGGCCUCGGCCUUUGAGCCUCUCCCUUUGGUUCGGCUCCGGCGCUUUGGUCGUCGUUUGGGGCAGCUGGCUCGACACCCUGGCGACCGGCAGCUCCGUGACAUCGUUGAUCGUGACCUCGAGUUCCUCGAUGGACACUACGGAUGGCUCGCCGAGCUUCCCCUUCUCGGCAUUGAGCGUCAUGUGCAGUGGGUGGGCGACCAGAUCGAGGUGGAGGCUAAGGCUGUUCGUGAAGCUGGGUUUCUCGGCGUGGAUUAAGCGCCGCGCUGCUAUGAGGACGGGGCCUGUGUGCCCUCCUGUGGUCUCUGGCUCUAUCGCUCGCACUGCGAUCCAUCCGAGGUCCGUCAUCGAGGCGGCUGAGCAGGAGUGGGUGGCACGAUGGACUAUGGGCCGUGUGGAUGACGUCUCGGUGGCCAACCUUCUCCAGCGGCUACCCCCGGUGCCGGCGGUCACUACGGUCGUGCAGUUUACCGCGGAUAAGCUUCGCAGGGUAUGUGCUCGCAUGCGGCACAAAUCCCCUGGACCGGACGACUGGACGGCCAGUCACUUCUUGGCUCUCCCCGACCCGUUUUGGGAGGCGUUGGCUCAGCUUUGGCAAUGCUGCUACCAGUGUGCCGUCGUUCCCCAACGAUGGCGUGAGGCCAAGGUCAGCUUGGUCCCGAAGGCGAGCGGGGGGCACCGACCCAUUGCGGUGCUGGCACUGGCUUACCGCAUCGGCGCAUCCGUUCUCGCUCGCGAGCUCCGGCCGUGGACUGAGCAGUGGACUGGGCUUAGAAUCAUGGGCGGCUUUCACCAGAGCUCGUGCCGAGACGUUUUCCUCCGGGUCAUCCACGCCAGUGAAGACCCUCGGGUGGCUUUCAUCGGCGAGGACAUCAGCAAGUACUUCGACUCGCUGCUGGCCCCGCACGUGCGAUUGGUGUUGCAACAUCUGCAGGCUCCACCUCCCUUCGUGGAUUUCGUGUGCAGCGUCAUGGCAGAGCAGUGGCGAGUCUUCACUUCUGGUGGACUUUUUGGCGAGGCCUGGCACACCAAGGGCGCUGCUCAGGGAGAUCCGCUCUCCCCUUUAGUCGCCGGGGCGGUCAUGUACGUGUGGACGACCUGGGUCGCGCGUGACAACACCGAAGCCGUGUCCUUUGUGGACGACCGCAGCUUCUGGAGCCCGAGCUCGGCGGCGCUUCGCGCGGCCAAGCAGCGCAGUGCGGAGGUGGAUGAGGCCUUUGGUUUCAGCUGUGACGCGCGCAAGUGCCAGCUUGCUGCCGGGCCUUCUGGUGAUGGGGCCGCCUUGGCCGCUUCCUUUGGCUACGUCCUCAAGGACCACUUCGAGUUGCUUGGUGUCCGCGUCCCGGUUCCACGUGGUGCUCCUCCCUCUUUGGCUCGUUUCGUCUUCGACGUGGCGCAGGCUAGAGUGGUUUGCUCGAACGCUGUUGCGCAGGGCAUGUGGCAGAGAGGGUUCCACUACCGCGCCCUCGUGAUGCCGAUGAUGUGCUGGGCUGGAGCCAUCGCCUCGAUCCCCAGCGACGAGGUGAUGCGGCUUUGUAACUCCAUUCUCUCGGUCACCAAUUACCGCCAUGCUUGUGACACGCCAGCAGUUGCUGUUUGGGAGGUCUUGGGCUGGGAGUGCAAUCCCAGCUUCGCGAGAAAGUGGGCAGCCCUGAGAGUGCUCGAAGAGCUGGGCUGGUGGACCUUCGACCAUGGCGCUCGCAUUUGCAGGCGCGAUGGUCUCGGCAACUUGAGGUCUUUCGUGGUCGGCGUCGAUAGCCUCUCCAUCCUCGGCGACUGGCUCCGUGACUGGCACAGGAUGGCUGCUCUGGAGUCUACUACCAGGGUGGCCUCGGCUUUGCACCGUGGCGAGGACGAGCUGGCGCGUGGUGCGCUUCUACCCGGCGUCCCUCACCGGUCCUUGGUUCUUCUGCAGGGCCACAAGACUAAGAAGGUUUACCACAGCACUGAGGAGCGCAACCUGCGGAACUCCGCUCUGGCUACUGGUACGCGUCACCUCCGUUCCCCUGGGGCGGCUCCGGUGAACCGUGCGGAGGAAAGACUCUUUGCCAGGGUCGUGCCUGAAAUGCCCCCGGCGCCUAGUGUGGUUGGGGCCGACGAGCUCACCGACGACCUCUCCGCGGCACUCGACUGCGCCCUGGCUACUGGUCUUGUCGUGGUGGGCACGGACGGCAGCGUGGUCUCCGAGGUCGCGGCGUGGGCCAUCGCCAUCCACGACGCUGGUGGCGCUGCGCGUGCUGCUGGGUGCCCUACGUCAGUGCAGGUCGUGACCAGGUCCGUCAACGACAGGGCGGAUGUGGAGGCUAGUGUGGCCAAGCGCGCGCUGAUGCCGCGCAGUGGGAAGAGGAAGGACAUCAGGGCCCACCUCGCGGACAAGCGAGGGCUCAUUUGCCGAAUGGUUGGAUUGGUCUUAAACCAGAAAGUCUGGUUCUGCCUGGGUGAUCACAACGGAGUCGCCGUCCAGCUUUUGGUGCGUGCUGCUAAGGCCACUUGGACUCACGACCUCGAAGUCCACUCGACGGCGUUGCGUUUGCACUGCUUGUGGGAGCAUCAACAUGCCGUCCUUGCUUUUGCGAUCGAUCUGUCCUCAAUCUCAGGCGUGGACCCAGCUGUGUCGGAUGGGGGUGAUGGUCUCGUUGACCUUCUGCUUCGUCAUAGCGUAGACGUGGCAUUGAUUCAGGAGCACCACAUCCCCGAGAACGGCAAGCAUCGCAUGACACGUGUUUUUCGUCAAGCAGGAUGGCACAUUUUCUGGGGACCUCAACGGUCUUGCGGCUACGGCGAGGCCGUCCUUGUACAUCGCAGAUUUUCCGCUGCCUUGCUCCAGGGCGAUUCGCGUGAGAUCUGUACUGUUGCCUUGCGCAUGGCGGGGGGUCGCAUGAUGCGGGUCGCUUCCAUCUACGCUCCGGUCCACUCCCGCGGCACUCAGGAGGCUUUCUUUGCGGAGUUGGCCUCGUGGCAGGGAAGACCUGGCCUCUGGGUCGCUGGUGGCGAUUUCAACUCCGACCUUCGCUCGAGUUCCUUGCAGUGGCCUGUCGGCGCGGUGACUGCACUCCAACACGAAGUUGUCACGCAGCAUGCUCCGGUGAUCUGUACUGUGCCGGGUGAGGUUCAUGAGGAGUUUUUGCUGGCCUGGGCGCUUCCCAAGACGCGCCUAAAACCGUGGACGCUGGACGCCAACGAGGCCUUUUUUGCUGCCCUUCGACGAAAGGAUGCUGAUUUGGCUUGGUCCAUUUGGCUGGAUUGCGCUUUUGGUCUUCGAGGCGAUGAGAGUCCGUACGUCAAGGCUCCCUGCUCGGUUGUUCCUGGUCUCGGUCGUGACCGCGGCCAAGUCCUCGCCGCCAUGGGUGUGCUUCGGCGCAUGUGUGCUUGGGGCAGUGAAUGGGGCUGGAAAACCGAGCUGCACGAGAAGUACGAGGCUGGCCAGGCGGCUCUUCAAACUCUCCUGGCUCAGCGCCGUCGCGAUGGCAUCAACGACUGGAAGGCUCGUGUUCGUGACCUUAGCUUGGCUUCUAAAUGGGUGAAGUCUGGUCCUGCGAGGCCGUUUAGGCUUCUCAACCAGGAUGGAUCAGUGGCCAUCACUCCUUCUGAGCAAGGGCGCGCGAUUAGGGCAGAGUGGCUGCCCCGGUGGACUGAGAGGAGCCCGGCUGCAGUUGCGGCUGGCGUCUCGGCUGCUGGCGCCUUUGCAGAGGCCCUGGCAGCGCGAACCUGCGAGUUUCCCAGGCCGCAGCCCUGGACUGCAGGCGACAUCCGCGCUCAGAUUCGCUCGAGUGCUGCAGGAUUGGACGGCCUUACCUUUCAGCACUACAGUGAUUUGACCGAUGUUCAUUUGGAGAGGCUCGCAGCUUUGUAUUCGGAGCUGGAUGCUGGGAUGCAGUUUCCUAGAGCCUGGCACGCUGCGCGCCUUGUCUGCAUUCCGAAGGAGUCCGGGGACGCUCGGCCUUUGACUGUCAUGCAAGUGGCGUACCGCAUCUGGGCGGCCAGAUCUGCGGCCUUGUUAGGAGGUGCGCCACCAGCCGUGCAUUCUGGGAACGAAGUGUCGUCCUUGUUGGCGGUGGCCUACCAUGAACAAAGCCAAUUGACGGGAACAUCUCUCGAUACCGAGAAAUGUUUUGAUUCGGUCAGUCUUCACAGCGUCCGAUGCCUUCUCCAUGGCGCUCACGCUCCUCAGUUCAUGUUUCGAGUCGUGGAUUUGUGGGAGCAGCUGGAGCGGCAUGUCUGGCUGCUGGAUGGUCCGACAGGCAUUACGGUUCGAGCCUCCCGCCAGCGUGGUUUGCCCCAGGGGGAUCCGCUGGCCCCUUGGGCCUUGAACUUAGUAAUGGCGACAUGGAUAUGGGCAUUGCCGACACUGGACCUUGUUCGAGUCUUCCUCGAUGACCGGUGCUUGCUUCAUCGAAGGGUUGAGGAUCUGGCCGAGGGCUUGCGCAUCACGAGAGAUUUUGACGAGGCAUUCGGUUUGACUGUUCACCCUAAGAAGUCAUGUCGUUUUUAUGUAGACGGUCCCCAAGAUGAUCCGUCGCACUACUGGUCGUGCUUGCCUUUGAAAGUCUCUGUGAAGUAUUUGGGAGUGCAGCUGGAGACUGACCCGGGAGGGUCCUUGUCCAAUGGCGAUGCUCGUGCUGAAGCUGUUAGGGCUAAGGUCGUUCGUGCUCGAUUGCUUCCUCAGACUGAGGUGCCCAGGACACUUGUCGCCUGUUACCUGCAGGGGCUUUACUCCGAGGGAGUCAUGAUGACGCAGCUGGCCUGUGCCCGCCUUACCACGUCGGUAGUGCAGGCCUUUUGGGGGCCUACACUUAACAGUCGCAACUUCAUGCGUAGUGAGGCCUAUACUCUAGGUUUACUUGCUCCUCUUCAUCGCAUGGCGCCUGUUAUAGUGCAGUGCUGGUCCACGUUUGUUGCUUUGGCUAGGCUCCUUGUUCGGAACACGUCGCUGGGUCAGGGUCUUUGGCAGGCUUGCUUUCAGGGACGUCGCUGUAUAGGUUUUGCCAGGCAGGUGAGGCAGAGUCUUCAGUUCCUGAAUUGGCAGUGGACUUCAAGGGACUCGCUCACGGAUUCCUUCGGCCAUCGUCUUCGUCUACCAGAUCUGGCGCUGAGCAACGCUAGAGGCGACAAGGCGAAGCAUGACUUCCGGGAGCGUUUACGGGCCUUCUGGUGGCAGUACUGGGACUCGUCUCGCGUUGCUCAUGGCGGCAUUUUGUCAGGUGUUGAUCGAGAGCGGUCCUUGCGUCCUCUACAAGCUCUUCGUCUUCGCAAAGGCACUUUCGGCUGGGACGGCACCGAAGCUGGAGCUCGCUAUGCGCGAUUUCUGGCGGAUGCUCUUUGGUCGCGAAAUCGCCGGAGACAUGCGGGCAAAGUCGAGUCUGGCCUGUGCUGUCGCUGUGGGGUGGAAGAUGAGCGCACUGACCACUUCCUCUGGGGCUGUGUGGCGAACCGCGAGCUGCAGAUCGUGCUUCGGAGAGACUGGGAUGAGGCCGCUGGUCCCAACAGCUGGCCGUCUGCACGGCUUCCGGAUGCUCUGACGCGGUGUCUUCGGCAGUGUGGCGUGGUCCCGCAGGUGUCUGCACAGGAG